This is a messenger RNA of Physeter macrocephalus (sperm whale), 2352 nucleotides long. Its product is annotated as elongin-A-like. Gene Ontology annotation, molecular function: protein binding. Gene Ontology annotation, cellular component: elongin complex; nucleus. The record is from RefSeq and is a predicted model, not a curated record. Lineage: Eukaryota; Metazoa; Chordata; Mammalia; Artiodactyla; Physeteridae. Gene Ontology annotation, biological process: transcription elongation by RNA polymerase II.
GGUGAUGAGGCUGCGCCAGUGACAGCGAUGGCGGCGGAGUCGGCCCUCCAAGUUGUGGAGAAGCUGCAGGCGCGCCUGGCCGCGAACCCGGACCCGAAGAAGCUCUUGAAAUAUCUGAAGAAACUCUCCACCUUGCCUAUUACACUAGACAUCCUUGCGGAGACCGGGGUUGGGAAAACGGUAAAUAGCUUGCGAAAACAUGAACAUGUCGGAAGCUUUGCCAAGGACCUCGUGGCCCAGUGGAAGAAGUUGGCUCGUGUGCAACGAAAUACUGAGCCUGAUGAACAGGACUUUGAGAAGAGCAAUUCUCAAAAGCGCCCCAGGGAUGCCCUUAAGGAGGAGAAGGAGGUAGAGGGGGACUACCCAGAAAGCUGGAAAGCCUCCGGUAGCCAGUCGUGUAGUCCUGAUAACAGACAGAAAAAACACAGGAAACUCUCAGAGCUUGAGCGGCCUCACAAAGUAUCUCACAGUCAUGAGAGGAGAGACGAGAGAAAGAGGCACCACAGAGUUUCUCCAGUUUACUCUUCAGACCACGAAUCUUCCGCUUACGGCCAUGUUCAGUCCCCACUGUCAUCCGCCAGCCCUCAUCAGAUGUCUGUGGACCAUUACAGAUCCCUGGAGGGGGACCACGAGCCCUUUGCUUCACACCAGAAGGCUGGCAAAGGCCACAGUAAUGCCUUUCAGAACAGACUGGGGGUCAGUCAAGAACGACACCUGGGUGAAGCCCAAGGAAAAGAGGUCGUGAGUCAGAGCAAGGAGCACAGAUCUUCCCAUAAAGAAAAACGUCCGGUGAAUUCUAAAGGAGAUGAGAAGUCUUCUUUGAGCAGAGAAAAAUCACACAAGGCCAUCUCCAAAGAGGAAAACCGGCGGAGGCCACCCUCAGGGCACAGUGCAAAGGAGAAACCGCCCUCUAGUGCUGUCAAGAAAGAGAAGGAAAAAGAGGGCAGCACCAAGAGGGUUUUAGCCCCCUUGGAGGUGGCAUCAGACAACCACCUUAAAAAACCAAAAUAUAGUGACCCAGAGAAAACCAAAUCGGACAAAAACAAGCAGAGUCUAGAAAGCUUAGACAUAGGCAAGGGGGCAGGAGACCUGUUGCCCAAGGCAAAAGAGAAGGUUUCUAACAACCUAAAGACUCAAGAAGGAAAAGUAACACCUUCUCAUUCAGAUAGAAAGUCAGUGGGCUCCUUCCUUAGAGCUGAGGAGGCGGAUAUGGAUGAUGGAUUCGAGCAGCACACCAUGUCUUUUGAGUCAUACCUCAACUAUGACCAGCCCCGGAAGAAAAAGAAAAAGAUGGUGAAAACUUCAACCACGACUCCCGGAGAAAAAGGAUUUAAAAAAAAUGAUUCAAAAAGCACUAGUAAAAACUUGGACUCAGCUCAGAAAUUACCUAAGGUGAACGAAAACAAGUCAGAGAAGCUUCCGCCAGCUGGAUCCCAUUCAGCCCAGCUGAAAAAGGUCCCCAGCGAUGUGCUGCCAGUGUCACCAGACCUUCCAUCACCUGUGAUACAGGCCAAUUACCGUCCACUUCCUUCCCUUGAAUUGAUGUCUGCCUUCCAAGCAAAGCGAAAAGCACUCUCCUCACCCCAGGAAGAGGAAGACGCUGGAUUCACCGGACGAAGAAUGAAUUCCAAGAUGCAGGUCUAUUCUGGUUCCAAGCGUGCCUAUCUCCCCAAAAUGAUGACCUUGCACGAGAAGUGCAUCCGGGUGCUUAAAAACAACAUUGACUCAAUCUUUGAAGUGGGAGGCCUCCCAUAUUCUGUUCUUGAACCCGUUUUGGAGAGGUGUACACCUGAUCAGUUAUAUCGCGUAGAGGAAUACAAUCACGUGUUAACUGAAGAAACGGAUCAGUUAUGGAAAGUUCAUUGUCACCGAGACUUUAAGGGUGAAAGGCCAGCAGAGUAUGAGUCGUGGCGGGAGAUGUACCUGCGCCUUCAUGAUGCCCGAGAGCAGCGGCUGCGAGUCCUCGUAAAGAAUAUCCAAUCUGCGCACGCCAAUAAGCCCAAAGGCCGACAAGCAAAAAUGGCCUUUGUCAACUCCGCGGCCAAGCCACCUCGUGAUGUUCGAGGGAGGCAGGAGAUUGGAACAGCAGGAGCAGCGGUGCCUGAGCAAAUCGGCAUCAAGCCAGCGCCGUACCUCUCAGGAAGCAGCCGCUUGGGCGGCGGCGGCAGCAACAGCUUUAGCGGCAGCCCCGAGGAGCCGGCCUGCGACGGCCCGAGCACCAGCAGCGCCCACUCGGCACCCGGGGUCAGCAGCACCUUUUCCUGUGAUCCUAGGAAACCCACUGUGAAGCAGAUUGCCCCAGUGCUGGCCAGGACGAUUAACGCUUUCAAGAACAGAUUCUCCCGACCAUAA